Molecule: messenger RNA, 1515 nt
Organism: Lachancea meyersii CBS 8951
Lineage: Eukaryota; Fungi; Ascomycota; Saccharomycetes; Saccharomycetales; Saccharomycetaceae
Source: the annotation of a GenBank genome assembly
AUGAUCUGUAGCAGCAUUGGACCCAUUUUACGGAUUUUAGCAGUCCUUCUGUGGGUGCAGCUUGCAGCACUGGUGGGGGCAGAACAGACGAGUUGUUCGUCGCAGAACACGGGAUCGACCCCUGCCAAAUGGUAUAAGUUCCAGAGCAACGGCUGGUGCUCUGACGCGUGCAGUGGCUACUCGUACGCUGUUGUACAGGAUCACAACUGCUGGUGCUCGAACACUGGGCCUUCUUCACAGACUUCCGUCGAAGAUUGUAACUCCGUGUGUCCUGGCUACGGGUACGAGAGCUGUGGUAAUCUGGACGAAGGGCUCUAUGGUUAUAUAUAUCUGGGAUCAGCCAGCUUGAGUCUGAGCUCAAGUCUGAGUACCAGUACCAGUUCUGCGUCUAGUUCCAGUUACAGCUCGACUUCAGCAUUGAGCUCCAGUUCCAGCUCUAGCUCGAGCUUGAGUUCUAGUUCAAGCUCCUUUUCAAGCUCCACUUCAAGCUCCAGCUCCAGCUACAUCUCCAGCUACAUCUCCAGCUACAUCUCCAGCUCCAGCUCUAGUUCCAGCUCUAGUUCUAGUUCCAGCCCCAGUUACAGCUUUAGUUCUAGUUUCAGCGCCAGUUCCAGCUCCAGUUCAAGCUCCUUGAGUUCAGCUAUUUCAUCGAGCAGCCAAAGCUCCAGUACUGCUCUCUCAUCUGCAUCAAGUGCCUCUUCAUCCAGCACGAGCUCCAGCGAAAGCAGCGCUAGCACGAGGUCCGUAAGCUCUUCAGAGUCUUCUUCGUCAAAUUCUCCGUCAUCUUCUCAGAGCUCGUUUUCCUCCACUUCAAGCUCAACAGCAAUUCCAUCUAGCACCUCACCCAACCCAAAAAGCUCAACAAGCUUACAACCGUCUUUGAUAUAUUCGUAUUUGACUGUGACGGCAUUUCCAACUGCUGAUGAAACCUCAAGCGGCAACGUUUACACUACGGAAGUGAUCACUACUGUGAUCUCAACUCCCACGGGACAAAUUUCUGCCGCCCCAAACUCAAAUGGUGCAGAUACACGCAGAAAUAGUUCAAGUGCGAAGGGAUUUUGGGGAUCGCCUGGAAAGAUUGCGGGUACUUUCGUUGCAGUUGGCGUGGUUGUAUUUUGCCUUGCCCUCUUGGCCUUUGUGAUGUGGUACCGUCGCAGGAAUCGGGGUGACGAGGAUUUUGAGAAGCGAUACAACGAUGUGGUUGCCCCUGUCGGUAGCAACACUAGUGUGGGGCCUGCCUCAUCGGCGUCGCCCAACGGAUUCAUAUAUGCUGAUGAGAAGGGAAUACAAGCAGCGCCCACACCGAUGGAUGUUAGUGAAAAGAGGGCCUCGCAGGCAACAAGUGCGGCAGAGUCAGAGAAUAAGGCGGCGCAAGAAGACGCACCCGUUGUUGUUGAUCAACGACUUGACCCUAGGCAGAUGUUUAUGAUGCAAUGGGAGAAUGGUGGAAGUAAAAUGUCGCUGGCUGACGAUGUCGACUAUUCUAGAAAGGUCUUACGGGUAAUGAACAACUGA